UCCCACGCCCCUGUUCCGUGGGAGCUCAGCUCAUCCCCGGAGUGGCCCUUGGCUGUCUUGGGCCGGGACCAGAACAAUGUUGGUAAUGCAGACGAUGUACUUGAUCUGAAAAACUAAGAGUUUUUGUGCAACUCUAGUCUUUUCAUCAGGAAUGGUUGGACAUACUCUAUUUGAUUUUUGGUGCAUUUCCCCCCUGUAGAAUUAUACUUCGUUUUGCUGGGAUUUUGAAGUAAAGAGAUCUUUUCAUUCAACAAUGGCAGGAAAAUCAUCACUUUUUAAAGUAAUUCUCCUUGGAGAUGGUGGCGUUGGGAAUAGAUAUGUCACUAACAAAUUUGAAAGCCAGCUGUUCCACACAAUAGGUGUGGAAUUUUUAAAUAAAGACUUGGAAGUGGAUGGACACUUUGUAACCAUGCAGAUUUGGGACACAGCAGGUCAACGCUUUAGAAGCCUGCGAACACCAUUUUACAGAGGUUCUGAUUGUUGCCUUCUUACUUUCAGUGUAGAUGACUCUCAAAGUUUCCAGAACUUGGGCAACUGGAAGAAAGAAUUCAUUUAUUAUGCAGAUGUUGAAGAACCCGAAAACUUUCCUUUUGUGAUUUUGGGUAACAAGAUUGAUAUAAAUGAAAGACAGGUUUCUACAGAAGAAGCCCAGGCCUGGUGCAGGGACAACGGCAACUAUCCUUACUUUGAAACAAGUGCAAAAGAUGCCACAAAUGUUGCAGCAGCUUUUGAAGAAGCUGUUAGAAGAAUUCUUGCUACUGAGGAUAGGUCAGAUCACUUUAUUCAAACAGACAGAGUCAAUCUUCACCGAAAGCCUAAGCCCAGGUCAUCUUGUUGUUGA
Gracilinanus agilis (Agile Gracile Mouse Opossum) is the source of this 841-nucleotide messenger RNA. Its product is annotated as ras-related protein Rab-9A-like. NCBI's taxonomy places the organism in Eukaryota, Metazoa, Chordata, Mammalia, Didelphimorphia, Didelphidae. Gene Ontology annotation, biological process: Rab protein signal transduction; retrograde transport, endosome to Golgi. The coding region runs from base 254 to 841 and encodes 195 amino acids. The record is from RefSeq and is a predicted model, not a curated record. Gene Ontology annotation, molecular function: GTP binding; GTPase activity. Gene Ontology annotation, cellular component: phagocytic vesicle; lysosome; late endosome. The transcript has a single exon.